AUGGGGCAGGCGGGCUGGAAGGGGCUCUGCCUGUCGCUGUUCGACUACAAGACCGAAAAGUAUGUGAUCGCCAAGAACAAGAAGGUGGGAUUGCUCUACAGACUGCUGCAGCUCUCCAUCCUGUUGUACCUGGUCGUGUGGGUGUUUGUGGUGAAGAAGAGUUACCAAGAUGUUGACACCUCCCUGCAGAGCGCUGUUGUCACCAAAGUCAAGGGCGUGGCCUAUACCAACACCUCUGAGCUUGGGGAGCGGCUCUGGGAUGUUGCUGAUUAUGUCAUUCCACCCCAGGGAGACAGUGUCUUCGUUGUGAUCACCAACCUGAUUGUGACUACCAACCAGCGGCAGGGCACCUGUGCUGAGUAUGAAGGUGUCCCUGAUGGUUUGUGUUCUCAGGACCAUGACUGCCAAGCUGGGGAGACUGUUAUAGCUGGAAAUGGAGUGAAAACUGGCCGCUGUCUGCGUGUGGGGAACUCAACCAGGGGCACCUGUGAGAUCUUCGCCUGGUGCCCAGUGGAGACACAGUCCAUGCCAAUGGAACCAUUCCUGAAGGAAGCUGAAGAUUUCACCAUUUACAUAAAGAACUUCAUUCGUUUCCCCAAAUUCAACUUCUCCAAGGCCAAUGUGCAGGAGGACACGAAUUUCCUGAAAUCCUGUCGCUUUAGCCCCAAGAAUCUUUACUGCCCCAUCUUCCGACUGGGGUCUGUGAUCCGCUGGGCGGGGAGUGACUUCCAGGACAUAGCCAUGAAGGGUGGUGUGAUAGCAAUUAAUAUUGAAUGGGACUGUGAUCUUGACAAAGCUGCCUCCGAGUGCAACCCUCGCUAUUAUUUUAGCCGCCUGGACAACAACCAUGUAAAGUCUGUCUCCUCCGGGUACAACUUCAGGUUUGCCAGAUAUUACCGAGACUCGGCCGGGGCGGAGUUCCGAACCCUGAUAAAAGCCUAUGGGAUCCGCUUUGAUGUGAUAGUUAAUGGCAAGGCAGGAAAGUUCAGCAUCAUCCCCACAAUCAUCAACGUGGGCUCUGGGGUGGCGCUCAUGGGUGCUGGGGCUUUUUUCUGUGACCUGGUGCUCAUCUACAUCAUCAAGAAGAGAGAGUUCUACCGUGACAAGAAGUACGAGGAAGUGAGGUCAGGUCGAGAGGGCAGUGCGUUGGAGACCGAGGCCGAGGUGGUGCAGCCAGGGCAGCUGGAGGAGGAGCUGCUGGAGGAGCAGCCCCAGGCGCUGCCCAGCCAUAGCCACUGGAAGGGGAACGGCAGUGUGUGCUCGCAGUUCCCCGAGUUAGCCAGGUCUGGCCUUCUGAAGAAUGUAGAGGUGAAUGCUGAGCAGCUGCAGAACCUGCGGACAGUGGAGACGUAGCUAGAGCUGGUGGCCUAGAGCAGUCUUGAGGAUGUUGGGGCCAGAACCACCCAUAGCUCUGAACUGAGAAGAGAUGUGCAUGUGUCUGCAAGGGACAGGGGCUUCCAGGAACAGCCAUCUCCCCUGACUGAGAUCCUGCUACAAGCCUUAUGUUGUAUGGAGGGGAGUCUUGGCAGCCUGACUGGCUCAGAUCCAGAAGAGGAGGCCCUGGGGCAGGCGCCCAGGGAACAGGGCAGGCCAGGAGCCUGAGUGAUACUAGAUUAUUUUAAUUUUUCCUGAGAACCUGACUGGACAUUCAUAUUCAUCCAUCCAUGCAUGCAGUAAAUACUUAUUGAUGCAUGCUGUGUGCUUGGCCCUAUAUAAGAGAUGCUUAAAUGAGAUACUGACCUGGCCUUCAGAAAUGGGGUAGACACACAUAUAAUGACCUUCAAGCCAACAGAGACAUUACUGCCCAGCUACUCUGGCUGCCUUCCUGCCUCUAGCUGAUAAGUUUACAAAUCCCUGUAGAGAAUGACAAUUGCUCAGAGAAAGCCUUUAGAUAACAUCCAGGGGGACACUUGGUCUUACCCAUGGGAUAAAAUUUAAAGGUGGCCAAAGAGGCAAUAGGAAAGGACUGGACCAGUUGGAAGGCAUCUGGCCCAUAAGGGGAGAAGCCAAUUGCAAGGGCUUUAAGGUAAGAUGGGAAAGAGAAGGCAGGGAGGACUCUACUCCAUUCUUUUAGGUAAGCUCAGCAAGACCAUGUCUCCCACUUACACCUCCCCAAGAAUAGUGACUUGCCCAGAUGUGAGAUGCUUUUGCCUGGGUGGUUUGGCUCUUGCUGUUGUGUGGGGCUGGGUGUCCCUGCUAGCUUCCCCUCCUUAAGUGCUAACCAGGUAAAGGAUUCUCUUUUAGCAGGUGUCAAGUUGUUAGGGAGGCCCUCACUUCCCCACCCCCAAAGUGGGGUCCGUGGACCAGCAUCACUAGGGGGCCUGUUAGAAAUGCAGAUUCUCAGCUCCCUCCCUUGUCCUACCAAUUCAGAACCCGUAUUUCCCCUUAGGUGAUUUGCGAGCACAUUAUUAUUGCUUGAGAAACCCUGAUUGUGAGGGGAGAGAAGGCCAGCUUGGCUGGAAGGAGCUAGUUUCUAGACACACCUCCUGAGACCGGGAUACCUCUCCCACUCACACCUCCAGCCUGAAAGCAGCAUUAUGCUCAAUUUGUUUGAAUUAAAAUAUCUUGACUAGGUAAUAUUUCUGAUUCAAACAUGCCUAUAAUUCUAGCGAUUCGGGAGACUGAGGCAAGAGGAUCGGAAGUUUGAGGUCAGCCUGGGAAG
Molecule: messenger RNA, 2662 nt
Organism: Marmota flaviventris (yellow-bellied marmot)
Lineage: Eukaryota; Metazoa; Chordata; Mammalia; Rodentia; Sciuridae
Source: RefSeq, a predicted model, not a curated record